AUGUCCGACAAAGACAGCGCGGAUCAGACGAAACACACGGAGACGACGACAACCACUGAGGAGGAAGUGAUGGCCAAAAGUGUGGACGAGUUUAGCGCCGAUCAGCAGAUCGUGUGUUCAAUAAUUCCCGGAUUGAGUGCCGACUUAUAUAAGGGACAGUCGGGACGGAUCGGAGUGAUCGGUGGAUCAGUUGAAUACACGGGUGCCCCGUAUUUCGCCGCCAUUUCGGCGCUUAAGGCCGGCGCUGACCUGUCGUACGUGUUUUGCUCGCGAGAGUCGGCGCCUAUUAUUAAGUCUUAUUCUCCGGAACUCAUUGUUUACCCGAAUCUGGACUCCGAUAACGCGGUGGAAGAGAUCGCCGCUGUUUUGCCCAAACUUCACGCCGUAGUGAUCGGUCCCGGACUCGGACGCAAUGACCGAACUCUGGCUAAUGUCGGCGCCGUUAUCGACAAAAUCAAAGAGAUGGACAUUCCUCUGGUCUUGGAUGCGGACGCUCUGUAUUUUGUGUCCAAAUGUCCGGAAAUAGUUCGCGGAUAUACUAAAGCCAUUUUGACCCCAAAUGUGGCCGAAUUUGACCGCUUAUACGCUUCGGUCUAUCGCUCGGAACCCAACAAAAGCGAAGACCCGAACGCAGCACUCAUGCAGUUGUGCCACACUUUGGGCGACAUUACGAUUAUCCGCAAAGGAGCCGAAGACACCAUUAGUGACGGACACAAUAUCGUGACGUGCAGUGAGAGGGGUAGUCCUCGUCGGUGCGGAGGACAGGGAGACCUGCUAUCGGGCUCUAUGGGUGUCUUCUCCUACUGGAGUCAUAAGGCAUUCGCCGCUCAGAGCUCUUCCACUGAUUUGAGUCGACAGAAGUUGAGUCCAACACUUGUGGCGGCUUUGGGCGCAGCAAUGCUGACCCGACGGUGCGCUCGAUUGGCGUUCGCGAAGUGGAGCCGAAGCACCACAACAACCGAUUUGAUCGCUGAGAUUAACACCGCUUUCAAAUCUUUGUAUCCCAUCGACUGA
Messenger RNA from Medioppia subpectinata, 1014 nucleotides. The record is from the annotation of a GenBank genome assembly. NCBI's taxonomy places the organism in Eukaryota, Metazoa, Arthropoda, Arachnida, Sarcoptiformes, Oppiidae.